Rhea pennata is the source of this 1673-nucleotide messenger RNA. It is a transcript of the gene EXOSC2, whose product is annotated as exosome component 2. Gene Ontology annotation, biological process: TRAMP-dependent tRNA surveillance pathway; nuclear polyadenylation-dependent rRNA catabolic process; CUT catabolic process. Bases 29 to 913 code for a protein of 294 amino acids. Gene Ontology annotation, cellular component: nuclear exosome (RNase complex); cytoplasmic exosome (RNase complex). The record is from RefSeq and is a predicted model, not a curated record. Gene Ontology annotation, molecular function: RNA binding. Lineage: Eukaryota; Metazoa; Chordata; Aves; Rheiformes; Rheidae. The transcript is spliced from 9 exons.
GCCGGCGCGGUAGGUGCCCACACGCAACAUGGCGGCGGUAGCGGUGCGGCUGCCGGUGGCCCGCAAGGCGGUGAGGCAGAGCGCGGCGCCGGGCGGCGAGAAGCACCUGGUGGCGCCGGGGGACAUCAUCACCACGGACACGGGCUACAUGAGGGGCCACGGCACCUACGUGGACGAGGAGAAGCUCAUCGCCUCGGUGGCCGGCGCCGUGGAGAGGGUGAACAAGCUGGUGUACGUCCAAGCGCUGAAGACCAGGUACAACGGUGAGGUCGGCGAUAUCGUGGUGGGGAGGAUCACCGAGGUUCAGCAGAAACGAUGGAAGGUGGAAACCAACUCCAGGCUAGAUUCAGUCUUAUUGCUGUCAUCUAUGAAUUUACCUGGUGGGGAACUGAGAAGAAGAUCAGCAGAAGAUGAGCUUGCAAUGAGGGACUAUUUGCAGGAAGGGGACCUCAUCAGCGCAGAAGUCCAGUCUGUAUUUUCUGAUGGGGCUGUGUCACUGCACACUCGGAGUCUGAAAUAUGGGAAGCUUGGCCAGGGUGUGCUUGUUCAGGUCUCACCCUCCCUUGUAAAGCGCCAGAAGACUCAUUUCCAUGACUUGCCCUGCGGUGCAUCUGUGAUCCUCGGCAACAAUGGCUUCAUCUGGAUCUACCCAACUCCAGAGCAGAAAGAUGAAGAGGCAGGGGGCUUCACCACCAACUUGGAGCCAGUCCCCUUGUCUGACCGGGAGGUGAUUUCUCGGCUCCGGAAUUGCAUUGUGGCUCUGGUUACUCAGAAAUUGAUGCUCUUUGACACCAGCAUCCUGUAUUGCUAUGAAGCAUCCCUUCCCCAUCAGAUCAAAGACAUUCUCAAACCAGAGGUGAUGGAGGAGAUCGUUCUGGAAACCCGACAGAGGUUGCUGGAUCUGGAGGGAUAGGACACCUGGUCAGAAGUGGUCGUUUGAAGUCCCACCAUGGCAGCUUUUGAUUUCCCAGUAUUUUUGUCAGUAUCCCAGUCCCCAACAUUCAUUCCACAACUUGGAAACCACCAAAAUUCCUCAUUUAACUAUUAGGAUAUCUCUUGAGCCCAUUUUGUACAGUAGUACAAAAUAGUACCUCAGUACACUAGCCUUUUAGUGCAGCAGCCUGAAAAUGGAUUUAUAACGUUUAUGAAGAUGGAGGUGUAAUUGGGACAUAUCUUAUCGUGCUAGUUGCUGUGUCUAGUGCCUCUGAAUUUGUUGCAGAAUGAUAAAGAGCUGAGGGUGGGUUUUGUGCUCAGUUUCUCCCCAAAGGCUUUCUAAAUGGUUUUGAUUUUUCUUUACUGUGAUAGAGAUCUACCAGUCUGUGACUCCAACUGAGAGCUCUUUGUCUGUUAAAAAGUACAGAUCACAAGUACAAGUCUUACGAGGACAGGAUUCUUCUUAGAGUGUCUUCACCCUGCUGUGUUUUGAGUUUGGCUCUUCAUGGCUUAUAUAUCUCAAGGGUAUGGGAAUGGAUGUAUCAUGAUGUGGCUGCCCACAUGAGCCAGGUAGCUAUUUUGAUGGGUAAGCAAUGCCCUCUCAGGCCCUCUAGGCACCAUGUGCAUCCUGCUGGUCCCUUUUAUAUGCCUGAUACAGUAAGCUCCUCCUCUGAGGAGGCUUCAGUAUUGUUUUCUCUUAAAUAUUUUUACAUUUCAAUAAAAUUUUUUUGAAAGAGAGA